UGUCUCACUACCUUACUGGUAAGGAUGGAUCCUGACCAACUAAGAUCGAAGGCCUCGGCAAAGCCAAUGUUCUCGAUUCUCUCUACAUGUUCAGAAUCUCGUGCUAGGUCUGGAAUCAUUUCAGUCAACAACAAAACCAUGCUCACUCCAGGAUUCAUUACUCAUUCCCCAAAAGGUAGUCCACAGAAUCUAACACCUGACUUAUUACAAAAACUUUCGCAACUAAAGGCUGUAAACCUUUGUGCCAAAGAUUUCUCCGCUGACUUAGAGACCCUCAAAAACUAUAACCAGGGCGGACACAAGUUCUUCAACCUACAAGAUAAAAUAUUAAACCUUUCAUACAAAGAUUGUUCAGAGUUUGAUUCUGUGACAUGUGUUAAAAACUCUCUUUAUGUUUCGAUGCCUGGUGGCAAAAGAGAGCUGAGCGUGGCCGAUUACUUUUUCCUAUGUGAAAUACUCGAUUGCGAUAUGUGCACUCUGAUGAGCUUCGAUGUCUCAUUUUACCCAGGAAACAAAAGCAUCAGGAAGUGUGUCGACAAGACGCUGACUUGGCUUGAUUGCUUCUUAACAACUAUAUGCAAUAAGUCUUCACAAAGAAAGGAAAGGUUUUACUUCGCCGUUAUUCAAGGCUCACAGAACAUAUUUGAGCGUUUUCGCUGCAUUCGAAGUAUUCUAGAACGACAGGCUCACUAUAGGUCGAAAAACAUAGAUCCUAUACAAGGAUACGUUUUAGGCGGUUUCGGCCUCGAUGAAAUUAAUGAGGAUCGUAAGCACCACAUUGACCUGUCAUUGCAAAUGUUACCUCCAGAAUUUGCUCGCAUGGUACCUGGCUUGGAACAACCAGACCAAAUACUAGAUGCCAUCGCUUCUGGCGUUGAUGUGUUUUCUAAUAAUUAUCCAACAAAAAUUGCUGCAUUGGGCCACGCUCUCGUAUUUCCUCUAGAUUUACUAAAAAAAAGUCCGCGAAAACGGCAUAUGACAGACGACGUCAGUUUUUCAAACGAACUCGACCUAAACGACCCAAUUUACAAAACAGACGUUUUUCCAAUUUUGAAUGACUGUCCUUGCUACACUUGUACCAACCACUCUAAAUGUUACAUACAUCAUCUACUUAAUACUCACGAAAUGUUGGCAACUAUUCUACUCGUAUCGCAUAAUUUGUAUCAUUAUUUAGAAUGGUUCAAAUAUAUUCGUGAGGCUAUUGAACUUGAUCGAUUUGAAGAAUAUCACAGGCUCUUUUUGGAUUUAUAUUAUAUUUUUUGUAACUAAUUCUGCUUUGGUAGAGUAUUUGAGCUGUUUCGGAAGAUCGAAAAUAUUCCUGAUCUAUAAAAAAAUAAAAUAUUUUGGUUAUAAAAA
This is a messenger RNA of Schistocerca gregaria, 1356 nucleotides long. Its product is annotated as queuine tRNA-ribosyltransferase accessory subunit 2-like. Gene Ontology annotation, molecular function: tRNA-guanosine(34) queuine transglycosylase activity. The record is from RefSeq and is a predicted model, not a curated record. Lineage: Eukaryota; Metazoa; Arthropoda; Insecta; Orthoptera; Acrididae. The transcript has 2 exons. Bases 25 to 1269 code for a protein of 414 amino acids.